Molecule: messenger RNA, 456 nt
Organism: Knipowitschia caucasica
Lineage: Eukaryota; Metazoa; Chordata; Actinopteri; Gobiiformes; Gobiidae
Source: the annotation of a GenBank genome assembly
AUGACAACAUAUGAUACACAAGGGUCUCUGAGACCUCUUCCACCCCUCCCUCCCUCCCUCAUCUCCUCCUCCCCCUCUACCUUCCACACCUCUUCCCCCUCCCCUCCCUCCCUCCCUCACCUUCUCCUCCACCCCUCCCUCCCUCACCUUCUCCUCCACCCCUCCCUCCCUCACCUUCUCCUCCCCCUCUCCUCCCCUCCCCCCUCCCCCUCCCCUCCCCUCCUCCUCCACCCCUCCCUCCCUCACCUCCCUCCACCCUCCCCCUCACCUCUCCUCCUCCUCCCUCCCUCCUCCUCACCUCACCCUCCCCUCUCCUCCACCCCUCCCUCCCUCACCUUCUCCUCACCUCCUCCCUCACCUUCUCCCCCCUCUGCGUCCCUCCCCUCCUCCUCCACCCCUCCCUCCCUCACCCUCCCCUCCUCCUCCACCCCUCCCUCCCUGGGCUUCUGCUUCUGA